Podospora pseudocomata is the source of this 2831-nucleotide messenger RNA. RefSeq lists its product as uncharacterized. Gene Ontology annotation, biological process: vesicle-mediated transport. Gene Ontology annotation, cellular component: Mon1-Ccz1 complex; intracellular membrane-bounded organelle. The coding region runs from base 342 to 2831 and encodes 829 amino acids. The record is from RefSeq and is a predicted model, not a curated record. The transcript has 2 exons. NCBI's taxonomy places the organism in Eukaryota, Fungi, Ascomycota, Sordariomycetes, Sordariales, Podosporaceae.
UGCACAGUGUGUACCUAACCUAGCAUCCCUCACUUGUGAGGGUCUCGUCAAGUGCUCUUGCCAUUUAUCUCCGUUUUGAGGGGAAGCGCAACUUGCCAUUUCUUCAAUUUGGACCCGCCCUGUCAACAUCGACAGGUGCUGACUUGUCAUCAGGCCAGGCCCGGCGGGGUAAAGCGAUCCCAAGUACCUCUGACGGUAUCUAACUUAUCUUACCUAACCUGCCAUUUUGUCUCCUUCUGGCUUUCUAGACUGGGGAUUUGUUAUAUAUCAUCCUUCAACUUAUACCGCCGCGCACCGGCUUUUGGGUCCUCAAGAAAACCAAAAUAGAAAGAGAGAAAAAAAUGGCAGCACCACCCCCCUCCCUCCUGCCACCUCCCAUCAUCUCACCACCGGGGGCGGCACCGUCCAUCAUCCCGGCCCAGCUUGGGUUUCUGGCAAUUUACAACCCGAGCUUGUCUUCGCGGUCUGGCGACGGCGGCGAUGAUGAGAACAGCGUCAAUGACCAGAUUGUGUAUUAUGCCUCGCUGAACGAGCAGCAUGCCUCGUCGCAGGGUGGGAGUUUGAAAAAGAGGAGGAGACGGCAUCAGUCUUCGACUGGUGGGAUGGAGCAGCAGGUGUCAAGGGAGAUUAGGAAUGAGAGGUUGAGGCAGGUUGGGUUGGCGCAGGGGAUGGUGGAGUUUAGUAGGGGUUUUGCGGGGGGAAAGGCAGUGGAGGGGAUUGAGACGGAGAGGAGGAGGGUGGUGGUGUAUGAGUUGGAGCCGGGGUGGUGGAUUUUGGCUUCGAUUGAUCUUACGCAGCUGCCUUCUGCUAGUACUGGGGAGGCAGGGGCGGAAAGGAAGAUGGAGUAUAGCUCCAGGGAAGUGAAGCCUACGUCGCUGUUGUUGCAGAAUUUACUGAGGGCACAUUCGGUGUUUUUGCUGCAUCAUGCUAGCUCGCUUUCGGCCUUGUUUGUCAAGACGCAGAGGCAAAAGUUUGUGGCGGUGUUGGGGCGGUACUGGGAUCUGUUUCUCAGUACCUGGAAUGUGAUGCUCCACGGAAAUCCGGCGUGCGCCGUGUUUGGGGGUAUCAAGAUUGCUGCCUGUGGAGAGCUGGGGAUCGGAGUUGGGGAGGAAGAAAGGGGCAGCGGGGAGAGGGAAGUAUUGGAAGGGUUGGUCGAAAGAACAGAAGGGCUGGUUGACUUGGUCGUCGGAAGAUAUGGAAAGGCUCCUUCUGAAGAUGAGCAAGAUAAUGAGGAAGAUGAAAAGUGGCUUGGGAACGGAAUUGAACCUGGAGCGGAAGAUGGAGCGGUUUUUCUCGGGACUGGAGCGCUGUCCAGAAAUUCCUUGAGGGCCCUGACAUUCUGGAUGGAAGAUAUGUAUAUGUUUGGGGAGAAUGCAUAUGGAGUGAACGACAGCCCUACUGCGACUCGAUCACAGGCUGCGAGAAGGAGAAGAGCUGCUGGAAGGAAGGCUGCCGCUGCUGCUAAGGAGGGCAAACAACAACAACAACAGGCUGCAUCUUUUGGAAGUAGUGGUGAAUCUUCAAAGGGUGCCGAUGAAGCAGGAAAGGGCGGUAUGGAUACACUUUUUGGGUACAUGAAGAUGGGAUACGGGACAUCUUGGUCUCUGACUGGGAAAAGGAUCACGGAAAUCACUCCAGCUGCGGAACAAGAAGUCCCAGCCGCUGAGGCCAGCGAACAGCAGAUUCCCACUUCGGAAGAGGCUCCCAAAUCACGACAGCCUUCUCUUAGCACCGGCCGCUAUCUCAUUGGGCUUAUGGGUGAUAUCGAGGAACCAACGAGUAAGGAGGACGAUCCAGACGCCCAAGACCCAGCAGAUGCAGCCGACCCCAACUCGAGAACUCUCUUGCGCACCCUCACCGUCGAGCUUGAGAAAGAGGGCGAGGAUAAGCCAGAGUCAAAGAUGACCAAGGACCUGGGCAGCCAAAACACUGAGCUAGCUGAGGAAGGCGUUUCUGAUAAGGAAAGCCAGCCCGCGGAUACCUCCAACACUGAAUUCGACAGCCAAGAUCGUAACAAGACCAAGAAGCUACGGGUGGUGGUAUAUGCCAACCGACCCUUCAUCUACAUAUUCUUAUUCCAGCUCCGAACCGACUCGUUGGCCUGGGACGGCAUGUACAGAUCGCUACACACCCAACUUGCCCCCUUGCACAAGCCAUUGCUGUCCUCCACAGCAUACCGACCCGAGCGACCAGACGUCGGUGGUGUUGCGGCGACAGCCCAGAUUUAUGACUUGGUCUGGGACCCCAAGCUGCUCACGAUCCAUUCCACCAUCCCCAACAUUCCCGAGCCAGUAUCGGUAACGGCGCAUGGCGUUACGAAACCAGGUGCUUGGACCCGUGUGGAGUCCCUCAACACCCACAACCAGAUUCUCAACGUGUACAGCAACACGCGAGACGAUCUGUCAGAGUUCGAACGGACGUGCAAGACCAGCCGGGGGUGGUGGAUAGUCUGGACCAGGAUCUUGGAAUGGAGCAGCAAGAGCACCGACGGCAGUAUGACACCUACUAUCAUUACCGCGACAAGCACCACCGGCACGGCGACGAUCACAGGGUGGGUGGAUGGCCAUGGCUCCUCUGAUGGCGGUGGUAGUGAGGAGGGUGGACAGAGAGGGGAGGUUGGUGUGACAAAGGAGAUUAUACUCAUCCGGCGGGCUAGUGAUCAUGGCGGGGGAGGGUUGAGGGGGGUGAGUACGUCUUAUAUUGCCAGUGGGAGUGCCGGUGGAGGGGAAGGAGGGGGAGGAGGGUGGGCGGAUGGGGCGACCAAGUUGGCUCAGGGGAUUGGGGUUGAUACGAGGAGGUAUAUUGAGGCGUUGUUGAGCUUGAAUCGGUGA